Phycomyces blakesleeanus NRRL 1555(-) is the source of this 2176-nucleotide messenger RNA. Its product is annotated as Zn(2)-C6 fungal-specific transcription factor. The record is from RefSeq and is a predicted model, not a curated record. Gene Ontology annotation, molecular function: DNA-binding transcription factor activity, RNA polymerase II-specific; zinc ion binding. Gene Ontology annotation, biological process: regulation of DNA-templated transcription. Lineage: Eukaryota; Fungi; Mucoromycota; Mucoromycetes; Mucorales; Phycomycetaceae. The transcript is spliced from 5 exons. Bases 1 to 1917 code for a protein of 638 amino acids.
AUGAACGUCCUCCUUCAACCUUACACACUUCCGUCACCAGCAUCUCCGUCCGGCACACUGUGUUCUCGCCCUUCACCUUCCGAAGAGACUGCUGCUCGGAAGAAACGUCCUAGUAAAGCCCAGGUACCGGUGGCCUGCGUCAACUGCAAAAAGGCACACCUGGCGUGUGAUCUUACAAGACCUUGCAAACGUUGUGUAUGUGUGGGCAAAUCAGACUCAUGUCAUGAUAUUCAACCCAAGAAACGAGGUCGACCAAAAUUAGGCGAACGUCGAGACGGACCAACAAAACAGCGUCCUUUAUCCACUCGAUCUAACUUUGCCAAAUCAACGGUGUCAUCGAUAAGCGUUCCAAAUAUGAUGAACUCAUCGUUUGCAAUGACUCAGAACCUAGGGUAUCCAGAACACAGAAAUUCCCAAAAUAACAAAAUGAUGACGAUCUUUUUGACGAUGGAUAUGUGCUGUGCACGUGCAUCAGACGAAUCGCUCGAAUUGCUUGGAAUAUAUCCUCAAGAAUUUUCGCAUAGACCACUCUACGAUUUUGUAUUACCUGAGCACUCUGGUAAGAUAGGCUCUGCUCAUCGACGACUGCUAGACAACGCAACCCAAUUAUACCAAAAGUACAAAGUAGACCCAAAGACUAGUCUGCCGCCCACGCGCCGCACCACCUCGUCUUCAUUUACCGACACGCCGCCGUCUACCUUACUCGGGAUUGCCAAUGGCUCCCAGACAUUAAAAGAGACUCUGGUAUUCAGAUGUGUCCACCAGCCCGACGAGACAUUCGAGGCCUGUUUUUACCUCGGAGGUGGAUUAGGAGCAGAUCUAUUUGAUCCAAACUCUGCAGAGAAUCUCUAUGUUGUAUGUCUGAUGACUCGAAAGCCGCCCACUGUGAACCUAGAGACCGCGUCUCACACUCCCUCUCAUACCCACACUCACACUCGAUCUCUGGACGGCACCAGAUCGCCAUUUAUUCAACUUGAUUCCUUACCAGAGGCGAACCCAGUUCCUACUCAGUCGACAAUCCACAAUCGUAAUCAUAGUACAUCUUCUGUGCCGACAACAUCAGAAGCGAGUCUAUUAUUGGAUCAUGAAAUCGACAUGGCCUAUUUUAGGAACCCACUUUCUUCUGUCAAUGGCAGUACAUCUCCCCUCUCUGCUGAAUUUAUGUCUGUAUUUGCUCCAUCUGAUCAUUCUUCAGAACGUAUCGAUUGUAGGGGGAAUCAAGUUGGAUCCCUGUCACACCCCGUUCAGCGGACAUUAUCAGUGUCUCCUGUAAACAGCUGCAACCUGGGGCCGACAAUGACAGGCAACCGAAACAACAGUGUAGAUAGCAUGGCACCAUCACAGCCUACGACAUCUCAGUCCGUAGUAAAUAGCUGGCCCAAGUCUCCAGCAUACUCGCGCGCAUCAUCAGCCAUCGACUAUGAUUUCUCACCCGAUAUUUCCCAAGGCGCACUUUCUGUAGCUGGAAGUCAAUCAUUGGAGUUUGAACCCCUCAACACACAACUUACAUCUUCAAAGAGUUUAAAUCAUUUAACGAAUCCAGGGCAACACCGACAGCACCAGCACCAUAGCCAUAGCCAUAAUAAUCAGCACCAUCAUCAAACUCAAACUCAAAACCAGCAACAACAACAACAACAACAACAACAACAACAGCAACAUCCUCAUCAUUAUCCUCAAAUGCCCUUUAUGCAUUCCAACCCCAACGAGUACUAUUACACACAAAUGACAUCCAGUAGACUAUCGGCUGAAGCACGAGCGAUUGUCAGCCACUCCUUUCCUUUGUCAAAUCCUGGUCUGACAGGGACGUAUAAACCACAUCCUCAGAACUCUAUUAACCCAGUAGCAGCUCAUCACGCAGCCUUUGUACAGUCCAAAUCCAAUUCCAUCUCUCUUAGCAACCCCACACCAAAUUAUUGAACCAAACACACAAGACUCUCAUCGAUCCAUUCAUCUGCCCUUCUUUUUUCUUUCUUUAUUAUUUAAUUUCUCUUUAAGCAUUUAGGUCAAUCACUCACUCAAUCAAACAUUCAUAUAUUCACACUCUUACAAGCACACUCUUACAAGCACACUCUUACAAGCACAUCUACAAUUUUCCUUUUUAAAUUACAUUACAUUACAUUACAUUACAUUAAAUUACAUUACAUUACAUUACAUUAAAUUACAUUACAAUCAAACU